This is a messenger RNA of Piliocolobus tephrosceles (Ugandan red Colobus), 3031 nucleotides long. RefSeq names its product cAMP responsive element modulator (gene CREM). Bases 520 to 1455 code for a protein of 311 amino acids. The transcript has 10 exons. Gene Ontology annotation, biological process: regulation of transcription by RNA polymerase II. Gene Ontology annotation, cellular component: ATF4-CREB1 transcription factor complex; nucleus. The record is from RefSeq and is a predicted model, not a curated record. Gene Ontology annotation, molecular function: RNA polymerase II cis-regulatory region sequence-specific DNA binding; protein binding; DNA-binding transcription factor activity, RNA polymerase II-specific. Lineage: Eukaryota; Metazoa; Chordata; Mammalia; Primates; Cercopithecidae.
GCCUCACUUCUGCUGGUGGCCGGCAGGGGGCGGAGUUCGAGCCUCGAUUUUUCCGUCCCCCGGGAGGCCGUCCGGGCGUGGGGGAGGGGAGGGCGGGGCUGGAGGACGCGGUUCCGUCGGCUGCAGCGCUACUUUUGGUCCGGGGUCGGCAGGGAGGCCGCGGCUACCGCAUCAGAGCUGACGUGGGGACUACGUGGGGCCGCUGCCGGCGCCGGGUUGCUGGGCGGCGGCGCCGCUGCUGAGCGGCGGUCGGGCUCGCCGUCUCCACCUCCUCGCGUCCGUAAUCAGUGACGAGGUCCGCUACGUAAAUCCCUUUGCGGCGGCACUGAAUAAUGAUGUUUUGAUCAAUGAUGGACCACAUAUAUGUCCCUUAAGAUUAUAAUGGAGCUGAAGAAUUCCUGUCACCUAGUGAUGUCCUAGCUGUCCUAAUGUCAGAGGGCAGAGUAUUAACUUUUCGAUGUUUAGGAUAAAUAAAGAAAACGGGAAAGGAGGAAAGCAUUGAUUACAAAUGUCUUAACAAUGAGCAAAUGUGCAAGGAAAAAAUAUAUUAAGACAAAUCUAAGACAAAUGACCAUGGAAACAGUUGAAUCCCAGCAUGAUGGAAGUAUAACAGCUUCUUUGACAGAGAGCAAAUCUGCUCAUUUGCAGACUCAGACUGGCCAAAAUUCAAUCCCUGCUUUAGCUCAGGUAGCAACAAUUGCAGAGACAGAUGAAUCUGCAGAAUCAGAAGGUGUAAUUGAUUCUCAUAAACGUAGAGAAAUCCUUUCACGAAGACCCUCUUAUAGGAAAAUACUGAAUGAACUGUCCUCUGAUGUGCCUGGUGUUCCCAAGAUUGAAGAAGAAAAAUCAGAGGAAGAAGGAACACCGCCUAACAUUGCUACCAUGGCAGUACCAACUAGCAUAUAUCAGACUAGCACGGGGCAAUACAUUGCUAUAGCCCAAGGUGGAACAAUCCAGAUUUCUAACCCAGGAUCUGAUGGUGUUCAGGGACUGCAGGCAUUAACAAUGACAAAUUCAGGAGCUCCUCCACCAGGUGCUACAAUUGUACAGUACGCAGCACAAUCAGCUGAUGGCACACAGCAGUUCUUUGUCCCAGGCAGCCAGGUUGUUGUUCAAGAUGAGGAAACUGAACUUGCCCCAAGUCACAUGGCUGCUGCCACUGGUGACAUGCCAACUUACCAGAUCCGAGCUCCUACUGCUGCUUUGCCACAGGGAGUGGUGAUGGCUGCAUCACCUGGAAGUUUGCACAGUUCCCAGCAGCUGGCAGAAGAAGCAACACGCAAACGAGAGCUGAGGCUAAUGAAAAACAGGGAAGCUGCCCGGGAGUGUCGCAGGAAGAAGAAAGAAUAUGUCAAAUGUCUUGAAAAUCGUGUGGCUGUGCUUGAAAACCAAAACAAGACUCUCAUUGAGGAACUCAAGGCCCUCAAAGAUCUUUAUUGCCAUAAAGUAGAGUAACUGUCUUUGACUUGGACCUUGUUUACUGUGAACUCUAAUCAAGGCAGGAGAUGCAGCAGUCCUACUUAUUGCCAUGUGGACUUGUGGAAAGGACACGUGUGACCCUUAAGAAUCCAGUUCGGAUUAGUGUUUGAAAUUGAAUUGGGAUUGUUGUUCCAGGAUGUGGAAUGCAGCUGUGAUCACACUUACCGAGCUUACUUUGACCUGUUUGUCAAUAGCAUGCAAAAAAUGCUUUGUUUGCCCUUUGCUUCUGCUUUUUUCAGGGAAGCUGCCAAAGAAUGUCGACGUCGAAAGAAAGAAUACGUAAAAUGUCUGGAGAGCCGAGUCGCAGUGCUGGAAGUCCAGAACAAGAAGCUUAUAGAGGAACUUGAAACCUUGAAAGACAUUUGUUCUCCCAAAACAGAUUAGUAGAGAUAUUUAACUAUGAACUGAAGACAGCAUGUAUAGUUGCUUUUGAAGGAAUACAGUAUAUAAGCUGGCAAGAAUGGUGGCUUCUUUUCUUUGUAUCAUUCAUCUUCUUUAAUCUCUUAACAUUCCCAAAAUGCUUCACUGUACAUAGUUAAGUCAUGGCUAUAACUUCAAAUUUUUUAAAAGAGACAAACUAAAAAAUGUAUGUAACAGAUUCUUAAAAUGCAAUAUUUGUAAGGCUUGUUCCAAUGCCACAUACUUGCAGCUCCCAUUCUCCGUGUCAUCAGUAGUGUCCUAUGCAAUAAAAUUAUUUGCAGGUCUUUAAAUCAUUUUAGGAAAGGAUGAUCAAAAAUAAUGCAUCCAGCAGUACAAUUAAAGUAAACCACAAAAAAAAAAUACCUCAGGAAAGAAUAGAAAGAAAGUCUAUCUAAUGACAUGCCUAUAUGAGAAUAGCCUAGAUAUGAAUAUAUGGCAUUUGCAGAUUUUUAUAUUAGUUGCUUUGUUAAAAAAAAAAGAAAAAAAGAAAAAAAAGAUUGUAUUGCUGUCCUUGAAUGCCAUAGUCAAAGAGAGUUUUUAAUAGAACCAUGUUGGUUGCACUUUGUAGUGUUUGGUGCUCAUUUAAGUAUCUGAACAUUUACUACAGUUUUUAACUGUAUUGUGUAACAUAAAAGAUCUUGCAGAAGUUCUUAGUGUCGGUUUAAUAUUAACUAAUGAAAGUGAUGACAUAUUUUUUCUAUCUGGAAUGAGCCUGUUGGGAUCGCAUCGCAUACCGUCCGGGUACAAGUCAGUUUCUACACUGGGUGCUGAUCCUUGCACGCACCCUUUCUACCAUCUCAUGGUGGGGAUGGCCGCAGAUUGUGCACCCAAAAGAAAAGAAUGGCUGUUAGCGGCCUUCGUGAUGGCCUGAGACUAUCUGUAGGUGGUCUGGAGCUGUCUGGCUGGUGGCCCCCUAUUUUGCCAUUUAGCGAACAACCACAGAAAUUUUAAAAACAAAAGCAUCCCAAGAUUUUUUCAUUUCAAAAAGCCUCAAAGUCCACAUUAGAUCAGAUAGCCUGCUGUCAGCACACUCAGCUGAGGUUCAUUACAAUCAAAGCCGCAGUGUGAUCUACGUUUCAUCUUGUUUUAAUAAUAAAAAGCUUCAGGAAACAAGCCCAAAGCCCUCACCACA